GGCUUUAAUAUUUAUUUAAAAAGCUUAUUUCCGCAUUUUAAAAAAUUACGAUACCCACAAAAUUCCCUCAAGACAAGCCUCAUAUUAUCAAGUAAAAUCCAGCAAACUUUUCAAAUGCAGUUGGAGCAGUCGAGGAAAACAUAAUGCAGCAUGAAAACAAAUCAGUCACAGGGGAUUAAAGAGGUGCAUAACACCUGGAUGUCAUGGGUGCUGGGUGUCCCGUCUGAUCUGCCCGGACUAUAAGAAGCUUCUGACUCCUCCUCAGCUGUCAGCAUCAGUGGAGGCCGAGCAGCAGAUGUGUGAGUCUCUGUUUGUGCAGUUAUGGCUCUGUUCAUGGACUCGGACUUGUCUUUACUCAAGCAGAACCAGCAGAAGGACCUGGUGGACCUGAAGGCGUUAUUUGGAGAACAGGAGCACUGCAAAGAUGGCUGCAGUGGGAGCACCGUGUCCUCCCCGGAGCCAGACCGAGCUGGCGGCCUGGUGGAGGGUCAGAGGAAGAGGAAGAGGACCAUCUUCAGCCGGGCCCAGCUGUCGGAGCUGGAGCAGGCCUUCGCUGUGACCCCCUACCCAGACAUCACCCUCAGGGAGAGGCUGGCUGCUCACACCCACCUGCCCGAGAGCAAGAUCCAGGUUUGGUUCCAAAACAGAAGAGCUAGAAGUAUCAAGACUGGCAGACCCCCCAAGUCCAGCAAGCCUGUGCUGGGAGGUAGAGGCUUUGUGGAGCCCUCUCCUGGUCCUGUGGCUUCCACAUACCCGGCCCCACCCUCUCUGGCAGACAUUUUCAGGCCAGAGCAGAACCACUCCUGUGAGGAUGUACCUCAGAUUUACUCUGACUGGAUCCAGAUCUACAGCAACCCUGUAUCGCCAUCCUCCUCCUCCUCGACCCUCCACCAGCAGCAGCCCGUUCGCAGCUGCUCCAAAUCCUCAGAGUCUCGUCUCUGGGAGGAGGAGCAGCACCGGCAGCAGCACCUGGGACCAACGCUCACCGGUUUCCUUCCCGGUUCAUUUUCUCAGCCCAUCACCAGGCAGCCUCACCACCCUGCCACCACCCGCUCCUACCAGGCCUUCAGGAACUUCAAGCCCCAGAGCCUGGCUUCAUCUGGGGCUCAUCAGGGCAUGUAUGGAGGCAGCACUGGAGGUGGAGGUCAUGCCUCGGUAGACCAGGUGGUCCCUUCCCACCCUCAGCCGGUAUACUGGGAGGUAACUCAAGGUCAGGGACACCACCACCAUCAUCAUCAUCACCCACAGAUGGGACCACAGACCUCCAUGGGCUACAUCUCAGACCUGAUCUACAACGCUGCGAUUGUUACAAAUUUUCUAGAAUUCUGAUGCCUCUGGAUGAAGAUCAUAGACUAUAUUAAUACUGAAUAUUGUUGCAAUCAAGGUUCCUAUUUCUGUCAGAUCCCUUUGUAUUUCACUUUACAGCACUUUCUGUGUCUAUGUGUUUUCGGAGCUAACUGUAUGACUGCAGCCUAAGACUGUAGUCUAUUAUACUGUAGCAGAGUAUAGUUGUUGUGAUGUUGUUCCUUGUCCUACUUUUUUAUGUUUUAUGUUUUCAGCAAUGUGUUGUAAAUUUUAGGGAAUAAAUUGAGUU
Messenger RNA from Amphiprion ocellaris (clown anemonefish), 1594 nucleotides. RefSeq names its product SEBOX homeobox (gene sebox). Gene Ontology annotation, molecular function: DNA binding. The record is from RefSeq and is a predicted model, not a curated record. The transcript is spliced from 3 exons. Bases 322 to 1329 code for a protein of 335 amino acids. Lineage: Eukaryota; Metazoa; Chordata; Actinopteri; Pomacentridae.